This is a messenger RNA of Lactuca virosa, 1221 nucleotides long. The record is from the annotation of a GenBank genome assembly. Lineage: Eukaryota; Viridiplantae; Streptophyta; Magnoliopsida; Asterales; Asteraceae.
ACCCCGCCUCUUGGAUCUCCUCCUUCUCCUUCUCCUUCAUGUGUUCUCCUCCUUCUCCUUCGUGUGCUUUCCCUUUUGUUUAACUUGAAUUUCACCAUAUACUUUAUCCUCUCCACCAGCCGACAACCUUCACUCUCUCCUUCUCCUUUUCUCUGCAAACCCUAAUCCGCCUCCACCACUACUGAAUACCUUUUGUUUAUCCUUAAGGAGUAACGCAACCAAGCUCGUAUCUCAGAUCAAGUACUCCGGCGUGGAGUUAACCCCGAAACGCCAGAUGCAGCUCGAUACUCUCUCCAGAGCUCUCCGCGACGGCCUCGAACUCGCUGGAAAAUUCCUCGUCUCCAUCCGUUGGAACGUCUACAAGAACCUUGAAAUCUUUUUGGCAAUGGGAUUUUUGCUGUGGAUGGAGUUAAGUGGCGCCACCAACGGAAGCUUGCAAGCUUUCAGUUCUCAACAAAAGUUUUACAAGAGUUUAUUACUGUAAGCUUCAAGUCAAACGGUGCUAAACUAGCCAAAGAGAUUUCCUUACUAGCAGCUGCUUAGGAAACCAUGGAUUUGCAGGAUCUGUUGAUGAGAUCGACAUUAGAUUCGAUGUUUAAGGUGGGGUUUGGGUUUGAUCUUGAUACUCUAUCGGGUUCAAAUGAGGCAAGCAAUCGGUCUAUGGAAGCGUUUGAUGAAUCAAAUGGUUUAGUAUAUUGGCGAUUUGUGGAUCUAUGGAAGGUGAAAAGGUAUCUUAAUAUUGGUUCGGAAGCUGCUCUCAAAGAAAAAAUCAAAAUUAUCGAUAACUUCGUAUAUGAAUUGAUACAAAACAAGAGGAAACAACUGAAAAAUGAAGAGAGAUUUACUAGGAAUGUCCUUCUCAACGAUGACAUAUUGUCAAUCCCAUUUGUUUCAGAACUUCUUACAACUCUUCCAACAACCAUUGUUGACCUUGAGCCUCACCAGAUACAUGCGUCUUAUGAAUAUGUUGGAUAUAUGAUUCAAGCAGAAUCUGAGGAAACAGAGCGUGAUGAGUAUCUGCUGAGGCUGAUGGAUCUUCCCAAUCAGCAAUGGGUGGAAAUUAUAGGAUAUGCUCACGGAAAUAUGGAUUUAUUGAAAGAUCAAGAUGUCAUUAGGAUUGUGCUUAACAUAUUGAAGACUAAUACAAGUGUUGCCACUGGACUUGGAACAGAUUGGAAAGUAAUUUUUGCCCCUGAUGAUGGAUCAUGUGCAAGAAACUAA